Ostreococcus lucimarinus CCE9901 is the source of this 711-nucleotide messenger RNA. RefSeq lists its product with no specific name. The annotation marks the transcript as partial. Gene Ontology annotation, cellular component: U2-type spliceosomal complex. The transcript has a single exon. Gene Ontology annotation, biological process: snoRNA splicing. The record is from RefSeq and is a predicted model, not a curated record. NCBI's taxonomy places the organism in Eukaryota, Viridiplantae, Chlorophyta, Mamiellophyceae, Mamiellales, Bathycoccaceae. Gene Ontology annotation, molecular function: metal ion binding.
UUCGCAUUUGAAGGUUCGAAGACGGUGCGGGCGCGCGGAGACAUGGGGGCGACGGCGGAACUAGAGAUCGAUACGAGCAAGGAGAUGGAUGGACGAGCGAUGCGAGAACAGGUGCUGAAACAAGCCAUCGACCGCGCCGAUGGAUUCGAGGACGACAAGAAGUAUCGCGGGACGAAUGCGUACGUGGACUAUCGAGCCGGGUUCCGUCGCGAGCAGACGAUUUCGAGCGAGAAGGGCCGAGGGGCGCACGGUCCGAUGCGAGCGGCGACGAAUAUUCGGUCGACUUUCGUCAUGGACUACAAACCAGACAUUUGCAAAGACUACAAGCAAACCGGUUUCUGUGGAUGGGGCGACGCGUGCAAGUUUUUACACGAUAGAGGAGAUUACAAACAAGGCUGGCAGCUCGACAAGGAUUGGGAGCAAAAAGAACAGGCGCGCAAAGCGGCCGAAGCUCGCAUGGCCAAGCUCGGCGAAGAUGGCGUCGCGGAAGAGUCCGAUGAAGAGUAUGUCAACGACAUCCCCGAAUCUUGCGCGAUUUGCGACACCUCCUGGCUCGAAGCGAAGUUUCCAGUCGCGACGGCGUGCGGACACUUUUUUUGCGAGCGCUGCGCGUUGCAACACAACGCCAAGCAAACGACGUGUUUCACGUGCGACAAAGAGACUGGAGGCACGUUUAACGCCGCUAAAGAAAUCAUCAAGCGCGUGAAAGAG